This is a messenger RNA of Camelina sativa (false flax), 1113 nucleotides long. Lineage: Eukaryota; Viridiplantae; Streptophyta; Magnoliopsida; Brassicales; Brassicaceae. The record is from RefSeq and is a predicted model, not a curated record.
AUGAAAAAUAAUCUGGAGCAGCAGUUCUCGGAGGAUCUAUUGAUCGCACAAUCUUCAAAUUUGGUAAGACAAGACUCAGACCCAAUCCCUGUUGACCUUCUUAUUGAUAUCUUCUCGAGAGUCCCGGCAUAUUCUAUAGCUAGGUUUCGUUGCGUAUCCAAAUCGUUGGAAUCCAUACUUCGUCGUCCUGAUUUCACAGAGCUGUUCCUGACUAAAUCUGUGUCUCGUCCACGGCUCCUUUUCGUCGUCCCAGUUAAUGACUCAGAUAAUGAAGACUCAGAUAAUGAAGAUCCAGUUAAUGAAGAGUCAUUUGUCUCCUCUUCGCCUCAACCUCAAAAUCCAGAUGACAACUCUUCUCUCUCCGUGGAUUGGUCUUCCUUCGGCACUGGGGAGUCCAUAUUUUUACCCAGUGUGAAAGCUAGCGGUAUUACGGAAAGCUAUUUUGGCUUUGAUCCGAUCAGCAAACAGUUCAAAGUGUUGUGUAUCACAUGGUCUCGUGAUGGAACACCCGAUACUCAUCGGAUUUUGACAUUGGAGACUGGAAUAAAACGUCGAUGGAGGACGAUCCAAGACCCAGUACUUCCCCAUGAUUCCAUGGAUUAUAACAUAUGCAUAAAUGGUGUUCUGUAUUACGGAGCUACAUUUCCUGAUGGAUGUUCUAAGAUGGUUUGCUUCGACUUUAGGUUUGAGAAAUUCAGCUUUGUUAAAUUACAUAAAGACAUUGUCCCUAAUAGGAGGUUACAAUUGUUCAACUGCAAAGGUAAAUUAGGUGCACAUCAGCGUUGUGGGUCUUAUGAAGAAAGAUUUGCGUUGUGGGUUUUAGAAGAUGCUGGAGAACAUAUAUGGUCGAAACGUAUAUGCAUAUUGCCAUCCCAACUCGACAAAGCAUGUUUCUUUCUUGGAAUGACUGGUACCGGUGAGAUUGUAUUUUCUCCGGUCACAGGCUAUCACCCUUUCUGCAUUUACUACUACAAUAUAGAGAGGCACACGGUUACAAGAAUCAAUAUUCAGGGUUUUGAAAAGUUUGAGCAUAGUAUGACUUCUGUUUCCACCUUUCUGGACUAUGAGUUCAAGGCUUCAGUAGGUGAGACUUUAUAUUUUGGAUUUCAGUAG